AUGCCGCACGUGCUGUUGGAUGAAGUCACUAAGCUAUCGAUGCUGCGCACCUUGGAGAGCGGACGAUACCUCAGCAUGGGGUUCCGAUCGGGACCUGUACGAGUAUCCACUGCUUCAGAGCACGACCAAGCACUCGUGGCUAUUAAGACCGCGCCGCAACUUGAGAAGCCGCGAUACGUGAUCUUCGCGUUGCAGACUGGACGAAAAAAUGUACCGAACGAAGACAUUACCGUAUUCAACGACUGCAAACUCAUCAACGUGAAACUGUAUCUGAACUCGGAAUGUUAUCCGUACGACGACAUGAAUUUGGAUUUCGACAGAGGCAGAUAUGCCAUCCUUUACGAGAUGUACUCGCGUUUCCGUAAGGCGUAUUAUGGAUGUGAUUGCGACGAAACGUUCCUGACCACUAUCAAUUUCCUUAUUCGCGGACCUUUCGUGGUUAUCGAUUGUUCGCGACAGAAAGAGUCGAUCAAGAGCGCCACCGUGGACGUGCGCUUGGAAUUUGAUUGCAAGGAGAACGUACCGGAUAAUACGACGGCCUACUGUCUCAUCAUACACGAUCGCGUGGUCGAAUACAGCCCGUUGACCAACGUUGUGCGCAGAAUCACCUAA
This is a messenger RNA of Ooceraea biroi (clonal raider ant), 612 nucleotides long. RefSeq lists its product as uncharacterized. NCBI's taxonomy places the organism in Eukaryota, Metazoa, Arthropoda, Insecta, Hymenoptera, Formicidae. The record is from RefSeq and is a predicted model, not a curated record.